CUAUCCAUCCUCAAACAUCAACUAGAAACACAAACAACUACAUGAAAAUGAGGUUUUGUGCUUUGGUAAUUUUCUCUUUGUUGUUGUCUUCAUUCCAAGGAGGCUUAGCUGAGCAAUGUGGUACGCAAGCAGGGGGUGCUCUUUGCCCAGGUGGGCAGUGCUGCAGCCAGUAUGGCUGGUGUGGCACCACGCCUGAUUAUUGCAACACUGGUUGUCAAAGCCAAUGUGGUGGUGGUAGUGGAGGAGGAGGAGAUAUUGGUGGUAUAAUUUCAAGGGAUAGUUUUAAUCAGCUGCUGAAGCAUCGUAAUGAUGGUGGCUGCCCUGCUAAGAAUUUCUACACUUAUGAUGCUUUCAUAGCAGCUGCAAAGUCCUUUCCUGGCUUUGCCACAACUGGGGACACUGCCACUCGUAAAAGAGAGGUAGCUGCUUUCUUAGGCCAAACUUCACAUGAAACUACCGGGGGAUGGCCAAGUGCACCUGAUGGCCCAUACUCUUGGGGGUAUUGCUAUCUUAGGGAACAAAAUCCUGGAUCAUCAUAUUGUGCAUCAGAUCCAAAUUAUCCUUGUGCUUCUGGUAGGCAAUAUUAUGGCCGUGGUCCAAUCCAACUUUCGUGGAACUACAAUUAUGGGCGGUGUGGAAAGGCCAUAGGAGUGGAUCUAUUGAACAACCCAGACCUUGUGGCCACUGAUCCAGUAAUUUCAUUUAAGACAGCAAUUUGGUUCUGGAUGACUCCACAAUCACCAAAGCCAUCAUGCCAUGAUGUAAUCACCGAAAGAUGGAACCCGUCUGGUGCUGAUAGUGCAGCUGGUCGGUCUCGCGGCUAUGGUACCAUCACAAACAUCAUCAAUGGUGGCAUUGAGUGUGGUAAAGGUUGGAAUGCUAAGGUGGAGGAUCGCAUUGGAUUCUAUAAGAGGUAUUGUGACAUUCUUGGAGUUGGCUAUGGUAACAACCUUGAUUGCUACAACCAAAGGCCUUUUGGAAAUGGACUGUUGGUGGACACUAUGUGAUUAAAUAACCCAAAAUUAUGAAUCUAAACAUGUCCUAGCUUUUUCAAUUACUUGGUAUUACCUUGUAGUCUUGUCGUUUAGAUGAAGAAUAAAGAUCCUUUGAUUGAUCAGAGGUUAAUCAAGGAUUUGAUGCGAAGACA
Molecule: messenger RNA, 1147 nt
Organism: Quercus robur (English oak)
Lineage: Eukaryota; Viridiplantae; Streptophyta; Magnoliopsida; Fagales; Fagaceae
Product: endochitinase 2-like
Exons: 3
Coding region: 42-1007 (321 amino acids)
Biological process (GO): defense response to fungus; carbohydrate metabolic process; cell wall macromolecule catabolic process
Molecular function (GO): chitin binding; chitinase activity
Source: RefSeq, a predicted model, not a curated record